GGAUCACACGUGACCCACAGCCCUUAGCUGGACACAUGCCACGGCCACCGACAGACAGUUACAUCCCUAGUGGGAUGAACGAGAGAGAUUACGUCCGUGCUUUUGAUAGCAUUCAGGCUGAUAUUGAUGCGACCGUGCCUGAGAUUCAGGAUCAGGUGGCGUUAGGGCUCCUCGGCAGGAUCAAGAAGACCAUAGCACAGGUGUUUCAUAAGACUCACGUCGACGAGUUCGCAGGCCGUGAGGACAGGUCUCGAUCAUUUGGGCAAGCGUACACUCGGCGCCGACGGCCACGUGACGAUGACGGCGGCACUUCGCAUGCUGAUGGAGCCGGCACUUCGCAUGCUGAUGGAGCCGGAACUUCACAUGCUGAUGAAGCCGGCACUUCACAUGCUGAUGGAGCCGGCACUUCACAUGCUGAUGGAGCCGGCACUUCGCAGCCUCACACACAGCCGGAUACUCAGAUAGUCGAGGCUCAUCAGCGCGGGGGGCGGGGAAGAGCGAGGGGGAGGGGGAAGAGAGGGAGAGGAAGGAGAGGAGCUAUAUUGGGUUGUAUUUGAACUUAUUUUGUUAAAAUUUGUAAAUUGUAUGAAUUUUCAAAUACUAUACUUU
Molecule: messenger RNA, 609 nt
Organism: Asparagus officinalis (garden asparagus)
Lineage: Eukaryota; Viridiplantae; Streptophyta; Magnoliopsida; Asparagales; Asparagaceae
Exons: 2
Coding region: 36-557 (173 amino acids)
Source: RefSeq, a predicted model, not a curated record